UUAGACAUCAAUUAAUGAUUCUAGGCUAAAAAUGACAGACAUUUUGAAUUAUAAAUAUAAUUACCUUGUUUUCAUGGCUGGGCUGGAACAAAAACGGUGCCGCGACGUCUAUAAAUGGGGGUUUCCAGGGUAAAAUGGGCAAAUUAAAAAUAGUUCGGGGGCUUAAUGCGCCAUGAAUCUGCUAUGGCAGCAUGUAGACAUAUUGUGCUAUCAAACACAACAGUUGUUUUGGCUUAAAAUAAAGCAGUUUCUUUUAAAGAGGAGUGGAAGAGCAGAAAGUGCUUUUUCAGUCUUGUCUGUGUUUUCCGCCAUAUAAUAUCAUACAUUGUUUUACAACCGUUAUUUUUCUGCUGUGCCAAUUGUAUUUCAUUGUAGUAGUGCGAGAGGAUAAUUCACUGUAAACUUCCGGUUUCGGCACAUACUUCCGCUACAUUCAAACAAAGAAUACCUGCCAUCACUAACACAAGCCUACUGCUAAUAUCCCUUGGUGUUAAGGGGAAAUAAUAGCGUUUUUUAGUCCAGCAUUCUACUUAGGAAGUGUGUAAACUAGUUGCACUACGAGUGGUGUGUCUGAAUAUUAAAACGUGACCAACAGCCUCACAAGUGGUUUUAUUGUUACAUUUUGAAGUUUCGUUUUUACACGAUGCUUUUGAUGACUUUGUUUAUGGCUCAUAAGUGUCGACCCAGCAACAAGGUAAGUGGAUUACAGAUUAAAAAAAAAAAAAAGUCCGAUAGCACGUGUUACGCUAUUUGUUAUGGUUUCAUGACGUGAAAUGUACAAUUUGACGUGGACUUUACACUCCUUUUAAAUAUAUAUUUUAUUGAAAUAAACUCCUGUCUAUAUUGCUAGCUUACGAGCUAGCUUGGAGGAGGAGUGGCUACCUCUUGUAGCGUAUUUCCUCUUGGGUGGAAUCAAAGGGUGGAGGAGAACAAGAGGAGUCAUGUUUACGUUCUUGAUUUCCUCCCAUUACGCCUCUUUCUACGAGUCACCUGCUGGCGAGGUCUCGGCGGAGGCUGCGGUCGUCGGCGAGCUUCACGGGGGCGGGCGUCGGGCUCCCCGCCUGAUUAGCCGGCUUGUUUCUGUCAGCACUUUGGAGUCGUCGUCAUCAUCAUCAUCAUUACAUGAGCUCGUUGACAACCCGCAGACAUGAGCGGCAGGCUGGAAGACCUCAGCCCCAAACAGGCUGAAGCACUGCGACAGUUGCGGGAGAGGAUUCAAGACGUUCUUCCUCAACUUCCUGCCCAACAUGACCACUUCCUGCUACGAUGGCUCAGAGCCAGAAACUUCAACGUGCAAAAAUCAGAGGCAAUGUUGCGAAAGCAUGUGGAGUUCAGGAAACAAAUGAAGGUGGACACAAUCAUCAGUGACUGGCGGCCACCUGAGGUGAUUGAGAAGUACCUAUCCGGCGGCAUGUGCGGCUACGACCGUGGCGGCAGCCCAGUCUGGUACGACGUUAUCGGGCCUGUGGACCCUAAAGGUCUUUUCCUGUCCGCCUCCAAGCAGGACUUCAUCCGCUCCAAGAUUCGAGACUGCGAGAUGCUGCAACGGGAGUGUGCCGAGCAGUCGCGGAAGCUGGGCACCAACGUGGAGGCCAUCACAAUGAUCUACGACGUGGAGGGCCUGGGACUCAAACACCUCUGGAAACCGGCCAUCGAAACUUACGGAGAGAUCCUUCAGAUGUUUGAGGACAACUACCCAGAAGGCCUCAAGAAGCUGUUUGUCAUUAAAGCUCCCAAACUCUUCCCUGUGGCCUACAACCUCAUCAAACACUUCCUGAGCGAAAUCACGCGGCAGAAGAUCUUCAUCCUUGGUGCCGACUGGCAAGAGGUGCUGCUCAGGCAUAUCGACCCCGAGCAGCUGCCGGUCAUUUACGGCGGGAAAAUGACAGACCCGGACGGAGACCCUCGCUGUCGGACAAGGAUCAACCACGUGGGUCCGGUUCCUACUUCGUACUACGUGCGGGAUCACGUGUCGGUGGAAUACGAUCAGUGUUUGACUGUCAGCCGGGGAUCCACAAGACAACUGGAUUUUGAGAUUCUCUUCCCGGGAUGUGUACUCAGGUGGCAAUUUUCCAGCGAGGGCGCCGACAUUGGCUUUGGGGUCUUUCUGAAGGCCAAAAUGGGCGAGUGGAAAAAGGCGGCUGAGAUGGAGGUGGUGGUGCCCAGUCAGCGUUACAACGCUCACCUGGUGCCCGAGGAUGGCUCGCUGACAUGCGAGCGCCCCGGCAUAUAUGUGCUGCGAUUCGACAACACGUACAGCAUCUUCCAGGCCAAGAGGAUAAGCUUUACGGUGGAGGUUUUGCUGCCUGACCGCCUAAAGACACAACAAGACCCCGCAACCACUUCGUCUAGUCAACGAGACAAGACAACCAACGACCAAUCGUAGCCCAGCAGUGAGAAGAAAAGUUUUACUUGAAUCACACCAAAGAGCUGAAUGUGUUUUUCCCCCCGCCAAAACAAUAGUUGGUGGACUUGUAAUUAUUACCUCCUGUAAGGAUGUUAUUAUCACUACAAUAACAGUAUUAUAAUAAAAUGAUAAUUGUUUUCUAGACUGGAUUGGUUUGUAAACUUUCAAAUGUCAUGCAUUUUACUAAUUUAACUGGGAGUGGGUGGAAGCAAUUGAAUGGAUGCCCCGUCCAGUUGAAAUUAAACUAACUACCGUGGCACGUCGACUUACAAACAUCUCUACAUAGUUUUCAGUUUAAGUUUACAGUUACACAGUUUACAGUUAACUCUUUUAAGUUUACAGAGUUUUCAGGUUAAGACAUGCCUCAAUGGGAAAAUAUUGCUUGGUUAUGGAAAAAAAAAUCAGGAUAUGAACGGCAAAAAUACAUUAUGACUGGUACUCGCAGCUCCUAGAAUUUACUGAACGUAACAUACUUAUAGCUGCUCUGCCAUUGGCUAUUGCCUAACAUUCCUGGCAUCCAAUGGGGCUAAGAGGGACCUUUACUGUAUAUCUCAGCGUCCUCUUCAUUCGCCCUCGUGCAUGUUCCAACAGCUUUACAUGAGCGUGUUACCGUAAUUUUCGCACCUGACUAUAAGCUGCAGUUGUCCUUACUGUAUUAUGGGAUAUUUACACCAAAAGUUAUUAACCGGUAACACUUUAUUUGAUAGUGGCAUCAUAUGACUGUUUUCAACGAAAUGAACCAUCAUG
Molecule: messenger RNA, 3154 nt
Organism: Corythoichthys intestinalis (scribbled pipefish)
Lineage: Eukaryota; Metazoa; Chordata; Actinopteri; Syngnathiformes; Syngnathidae
Product: SEC14-like protein 2
Exons: 12
Coding region: 1148-2386 (412 amino acids)
Cellular component (GO): cytoplasm
Source: RefSeq, a predicted model, not a curated record